UCCACCUCAUAUUCACGAUGUUUUCGAGGACAGCUUUCUCGUCGGCUUUCCGCGCCGCAACCCACACCGCUCGUGCCCUCCCCAAUGCUCGCGUCACCCCACGGAUACUCACGCCCGCACAAAUCCGCCACCUCUCCGAUGCGACUCGCACCGCCAUCGACAAGGCCGUGGCCUCAGCGCCCGUUGUCUUGUUCAUGAAGGGAACGCCUGAGACACCGCAAUGCGGGUUCUCGAGGGCGAGCAUCCAGAUCUUGGGCAUGCAGGGCGUGGAUCCGGAGAAGUUCACUGCUUUCAAUGUGCUGGAAGACAAUGACUUGAGGCAAGGUAUCAAAGAAUACUCGGAGUGGCCCACGAUCCCCCAGCUCUACGUCGAUAAGGAGUUCAUUGGUGGCUGCGACAUUCUCAUGACGAUGCACCAGGACGGUUCGUUGGCGAAGAUGUUGGAGGAGAAGGGUGUUCUUGUGCCGGAGGAGAGCACACCGGAGGAGCCUUCGAAAUAGAGCAUGGAUCUCUGAGUAGGCAAUGUACGAUAAUCCUGUAUAUAUCCCGGGAUGACACAGCAGGAAGGC
Aaosphaeria arxii CBS 175.79 is the source of this 569-nucleotide messenger RNA. RefSeq names its product monothiol glutaredoxin-5. Lineage: Eukaryota; Fungi; Ascomycota; Dothideomycetes; Pleosporales. The transcript is spliced from 3 exons. The coding region runs from base 18 to 500 and encodes 160 amino acids. The record is from RefSeq and is a predicted model, not a curated record.